GAUCCACUCCCCAAUCACACACUAUCUCUCUCUUUCUGCACAAACUUAGAGAGAGAGAGGGAGGUUUAUGAUUCGAUGAGCAGGAGCAGGGCCCCGGAAGAAGAAGAAGAAGAGGAACGCUUCCAUGACUCGCUCGACCGUCUCCUCUCUUUUUCCAACACUUCCGACGAUUAUAAUUCCAAUCACUACGACGUUUGGAUCUCCCACCCCGCCUCUGUCCAGGAACGCCGCAUCCACCUUCUCACCCAGCUUGGCCUCUAUCUCCCCUCGCUUUCCUUCUACCACGAUACCUUCAACUCCUUUGUUAGUCAUGACGCUUCGACCAAUUUGGAGAGAUCGGCCAGCAGCAAUCGAUCGUCGCUGAGCAAUUCAGUUUCUCCCCCAAACUUUAAAAUUAGAAAUGAUUAUAACUGUAAUGAGACUUCGAGUCCCAAGAGUGGGGAGUUGGAUGGGUCGGUUGAUGCGAAUGCCAUGUGUAUGAUUAAAAAUCUUGACAAUGGAAAGGAAUUUGUGGUGAAGGAGGUGAAGGAAGAUGGCAGUUGGAAGAAGAUCAAGGAAUUGGGGACGGGUCGCCACUUGACCAUGGAGGAGUUCUCGUCCGAGAUGUGUGUUGGGACUUCGCCAAUCGUACAAGAAUUGAUGAGGAGACAGAAUGUUGAGGAUGGGAACAAACAAGGGUCAGACCUACAUUCUGAUGGGACCUUCGGCUCUGCACCUAAGUCGAACAAGAGGGGGAGUUGGUUGAAAAGUGUAAAGAAUGUGGCGAUUUCUGUUACUGGACAUAAGGAUCGACGUAGGAGUGAUGAGAGAGACACGUCAUCUGAGAAGGGUGGGAGGAGGUCAAGCUCUGCCACGGAUGAUAGCCCAGAAAAAGUUCGAGUUAGGCAGUAUGGGAAGUCAGUUAAAGAGCUUACGGCUAUGUACAAGAGCCAGGAGAUACAGGCUCAUAGUGGUUCAGUUUGGGCUAUUAAGUUUAGCUUGGAUGGGCGAUAUUUGGCUAGUGCUGGCGAGGACUGUGUGAUUCAUGUUUGGCAAGUUGUGGAAACAGAAAGGAAGGGAGAUUUCCUAUUUGACAAAUUGGAAGAUGGGAAUUUCAAUCUUCUGCUUCUAGCCAAUGGAUCUCCAGAGCCAUCAUCUUUAUCACCGAAUUUAGAAGGUCAAUUCGAGAAGAAAAGAAGAGGGAGGUCGUCUGUAACUAGGAAAUCCUUGAGUCUUGAGCAGAUAUUUGUGCCUGAGACAGUGUUUUCCCUCUUGGAGAAACCUAUAUGUUCAUUUCAAGGACAUUUAGAUGAUGUACUGGACCUGUCAUGGUCGAAAUCUCAGCAAUUGCUUUCAGCUUCAAUGGAUAAAACGGUGCGGCUAUGGGAUUUAACUAGCAAAUCAUGUUUAAAGAUCUUCUCACACAGUGACUAUGUAACAUGCAUCCAGUUUAAUCCAGUUGAUGAUAGAUACUUCAUCAGUGGAUCCUUAGAUGCUAAGGUGCGUAUCUGGAGCAUUCCAAAUCGCCAAGUCGUUGAUUGGAAUGAUUUGCAUGAAAUGGUCACUGCAGCUUGUUACACACCUGAUGGAAAGGGCGCACUUGUUGGUUCAUACAAGGGUAGCUGUCGCUUAUACAACAUAUCAGAAAAUAAGUUGCUGGAGAAAAGCCAGAUCAAUCUUCAGAAUAAGAAGAAGAAGAAGUCUCAUCAUAAGAAAAUAACUGGGUUCCAGUUUGCACCAGGAAGUACAUCCGAGUUCAUUGUCACAUCGGCUGAUUCCCGAGUUCGAGUUAUAAAUGGUGUCGACCUGGUUCACAAGUUCAAAGGGUUCCAUAACACAAACAGCCAAAUUUCGGCCUCCCUUACUUCUGAUGGAAAAUAUGUGGUCACGGCCAGUGAAGAUUCGUAUGUUUAUGUUUGGAGACACGAGGGUGAAUACCGACCUAACAGAAGUAAAGGUGUUAAGGUGACCAGAGCUUACGAGCUUUUUCACUGUCAAGAUGUAUCGGCAGCAAUCCCUUGGCCUGGCCUGGCCAUGUCUGACACAUGGAGCCUCCAAGAUACUUGUGGCAGAGUACCAAAUGGCACGGAUGGUUGUUCUGAGGUCUUAAACGAGUAUCAUCUGACUACGCCAGUUGGUGAAACCAAUGGCGGUGAAGGGUGGCCCUUACCAUCAGGGUGCAGUAACAGCCCACUCAAUGGAUCUCUAUCCAAUGGAGAAAACAGUCACAUAUUCGAUAGAAUCUCAAUGACGUUGCCGGAGGAGAAACUCGUGUCAGCUACUAAGAACUGUAGCCCACGUGUAGGUGUGGACUUCUCGAAUGGGUUCCACCAGAACAGGUCGGCGUUGGGUAUGGUGAUAGUAACUGCAGGCCUUAGAGGAGAAAUCAAGACAUUCCAGAAUUUUGGAUUGCCGGUUCGAAUUUAGGCGCGGGAGUGGAGUUUGAAAAUCUGCGAAGUUUGCAACAAUUUGUACAGAUAUUCGGAGACGAUGUAAGUCUUCUUUUACACUUUAAUAUGGGGCCAAAGGGGUAUUGAGAGUAAAGAAGAAACAUGGUUACAGCUGAGUUUAGAAACCGAUUUAUUACACCGUAAUCGGUAAGUGGAGAUUUAAGGAUAUUGUUAUAGUAUCAGUCAAAAUUCCUUACCAAUUCUUUAUUUUCGUUUUGAGCUUUGUAUACUAGUUUCAUAGUCAUAUUGGAAGUGUACUAUAUUCAAGGAUUCGUAGAGUAUAUGUGGGGUUUAUGGUGAUCAUCGAUGUAAAGAUUAUAACAAUAAAGGUUACUUUAAGGAUGUGAUUCAUUGGAUAAAAAUAA
Molecule: messenger RNA, 2794 nt
Organism: Salvia hispanica
Lineage: Eukaryota; Viridiplantae; Streptophyta; Magnoliopsida; Lamiales; Lamiaceae
Product: 2-deoxy-glucose resistant protein 2-like
Molecular function (GO): protein binding
Source: RefSeq, a predicted model, not a curated record